Molecule: messenger RNA, 1161 nt
Organism: Miscanthus lutarioriparius
Lineage: Eukaryota; Viridiplantae; Streptophyta; Magnoliopsida; Poales; Poaceae
Source: the annotation of a GenBank genome assembly
AUGGAGCUGGAGCAGCACAUCAACGGCUCGGGCAACCUCGACCCAUCAGGCGCCGGCGCGGUCGUCACGCUCAAGGACGGCACCAAGGUCCGGGCGCCCGAAGCGUCCCGCAUCGCCUACGAGGACGAGCCGCGGCCCAUGCUGCUGCGCGAGUGGAGCCUCUUCGACUCCAUGCUCUACGGCCUCAAGAAGCUCAAGCUGCUGCUCGCCCAUCUGGUGUCCCUCUCCUGUGUUUGGAGAAAAGGAGUUCCUUUGGAACCUGAACGGUAUUCUGUACGUUGUUGUCUAGAAGGUGUGUAUCUACUGGGAAAAAGAUGGCGGAGAAAAGUUGAAAUCAUUCAACCAAUCGAGGUUCAUUCUUUUGCUGCAAAAUGUACUUUGGAAAAUCUUCUCUGUGUCUCAGUAAAGAACAUUUCUCCUAUUCAUGCGAAAGAUAUAGUUGUGUUCAUUGAUGCAAUUACUAUCGUAUUUGAGGAGGCAUCCAAAGGAGGUGCCCCUUUGUCAUUACCAAUUGCUAGUACUGAGGUUGGGCAUGAUCACAACUUACCAAAUCUAGCACUCAGGAGGGGCGAGGAGCACUCUUUUAUUCUCAAGCCAGCAAUCAUGUCAUCAAGGGAACGGAAGACCAACAGUGAUGCACCUCCGGUUCUGUCACUCUCAACAAUGACUGAAUCUACUUUAAAUAAUCAUAUACCAAGGUCUGGUCAGCCAUAUGCUGCUGUAGGUGACCAGUAUGCUGUAGUGGUGUCUUAUCGCUGCAAUUACACAGUUGUAUCCUUAAACUCAGAUCCAGCAACCCCAAAUGGUUCUUUUGAUGGUGUUAAUCAGUCAGCAAAAAGAUCUGGAUUGGGAAAACAUGUAAUCGGCUUUCAAGGAUUGAAUUCUGUCCUAGCUCAAUCUCCAAAAGAAGGUGACAAUGGAGGAAACAGAAUGAGUAAUGCUUCAGGCUGUACUCAUCUGUGGUUGCAGAGUGCAGUGCCCCUAGGGUAUGUUCCUGCACGUUCAAGCACCACUGCCAAACUUGAACUGCUUCCAUUAACAGAUGGAAUCAUUACAGUUGAUACACUUCAAAUAACUGCAAGUGAGAAAGGCCUUGCGUACAUACCAGAGCACUCCUUGGAGAUACAUGCCACCUCUGUCAUGUUAUCAGGAAGGUCAUAG